Messenger RNA from Solenopsis invicta (red fire ant), 5748 nucleotides. It is a transcript of the gene Iswi, whose product is annotated as chromatin-remodeling complex ATPase chain Iswi. Gene Ontology annotation, biological process: nucleosome organization; regulation of transcription by RNA polymerase II. Bases 1396 to 4422 code for a protein of 1008 amino acids. Gene Ontology annotation, cellular component: chromatin; nucleus. The record is from RefSeq and is a predicted model, not a curated record. Gene Ontology annotation, molecular function: ATP-dependent chromatin remodeler activity; histone binding; nucleosome binding. The transcript has a single exon. Lineage: Eukaryota; Metazoa; Arthropoda; Insecta; Hymenoptera; Formicidae.
GAGAAAUUCAACAAAAAUGUUUUUUUUUCUUUUUUUUUAGAUAGUUUUACCUCUAAUUAAGCAACAGGGAUAAAAGAGCAAAUUGUUUAGUACGAUGAUUAGAGAACCAUUCUGUAAUUCUAAUUUAAAAUCUCAUUGCAAUAUUAUCAAAGAAGUUUUUUAACUUUUUGUAUCUAAUGUGCUUGAGCAAUAUUGAAAAUUUGAUUAUUUUGACUUCCGUAUCUCCAAAUCUAUCCUAGCUGGCUUUAUGCUCAACUUAAAUUUUUUUAAAUUAUUAUAUAUAAUUAUAUAACCAUAUAAUUAUUAUACCACAUUAAUGUGUUCUAUAUAACAUCACAAAUAGCGUACAAUUCGAUUUGAAUUUCGAGGGUCAAAAUUAAAUGAGCGAAAUGCCCUCUUUAAUCGUAGUCAAUUGUGUUUCAAGUGCAUGAAGUGUAACAUAGUGCAGUUACAAACUAUCUUUUUGUAAAAGUUUAUUGUCUUUAAUUAAAGUUUUCAUGCAUAAACAUGAUUUGGAGCAAACAUUGAUAAUAGCGCUUAUCAAUGUGCGUUGCGUAAACACAUGAAGCCUAAUUGAUUUCAACAUUUACGAUUGCGUGCGCACAGUGAUCUGGUCGCAAUCAUUUCAAUACAGUCAUCUUAAAAUCGCGGGUUUUUCCGACGCAUGCACGCCAUUGUCCCUUUUAUAUGCGUGCGUAAAUGCGCGCAGCUGCUCACGUGACUGCAUUGACAGGUUUGUGCCAAGGGGAUGAUGAGCCCAAAAUUAUUUCUCACCACUAGAUAUUAUGUUAUUUUUCAUUCUGAUAAUAAUUAUCUUUUAUGUUUUUUCUAUUUUUUUUCUAGCUAAACUCUUUUAAAUAAUUAUCUAGAUUAAAAUAAAAUAAGUUACAUGUAAAUGAAUCUUUGAUAAACAUAAGUAUCUAUUUAGCUAGAUUAAUUUUUAGAUAAUACCGAGAUUUUUAGCUUUUUAACUAUUCAGCCUCGAUUAUUUAAUUAAUCAAAAAUCUUUAUUCCAUUUUUGACAAUUUCCACUUCGCGCUCGUGUGACCGGGCCUUGCGCUACCACUUAUCGACAUGCUCAAGUACACCCUUGCACACCUGUGCUGCCGCGCAUGCGUGGGGAAUCCGGUACAACAUGGCGUCAAUGGCGAGGGACGGCGGUGUUUGACGCGGUGCGUGCGGUACGGUUAACUUGUUGUCGAUGCAUCGGCAACAACCGUAAUUGGCCAACGAAACGGUCGUCAACGAUACGUAUACGAGCGGAACGUGCGGUCCGUGCAUGACACGGGCACUCGAGACGUGAGUACUACGCGAUCGGCGAGGAUUUAGAGGAGACAAACGAACUGUACGCGUAGAGAGAUAGAAAGAGAGAGGAGAGACCGCGGCGGGGGCAAGAUGUCCAAGCCGGACGAGAACGCGGACACCGGCGACACCGGGGACAACUCAAAUGGGUCCUCGGCGGAGACCACGUCGUCGAGGGGCGGCGAUUUCGAGACGAAGCUCGAGACGGAUCGAAGCAAGCGAUUCGACUACCUGCUGAAGCAGACCGAGAUAUUCUCGCACUUCAUGACGAAUAAUCAGAAGGACAAGGCCAGCAGUCCGUUGAAAAUUAAAGCCGGCAGGCCCAGGAAGCAGCCGGAGAACCCCGUCAAGACGGACACCGGCGACCAUCGGCAUCGCAAGACCGAGCAGGAGGAGGACGAGGAGUUGCUGGCGGAGAGCAACGCGAGCGUCGCCCCUACCACGCGCUUCGAGUCGUCCCCACAUUACAUCAAGUCCGGUGAGUUGCGCGACUACCAGAUACGCGGCCUGAAUUGGAUGAUAUCGCUCUACGAGCACGGCAUAAACGGUAUUUUGGCGGAUGAGAUGGGUCUCGGCAAGACUCUGCAGACCAUCUCUCUGCUGGGGUACAUGAAGCACUUUCGAAAUAUACCUGGACCUCACAUUGUCAUUGUGCCGAAGUCAACGCUGGCCAAUUGGAUGAACGAGUUCAAGAAGUGGUGCCCGAGCCUCAGGGCUGUCUGCCUGAUCGGUGACGCAGAGACCAGGAACACCUUCAUCAGGGAUGUGAUGAUGCCCGGCGAGUGGGACGUGUGCGUGACGUCGUAUGAGAUGGUGAUCAAGGAGAAAUCCGUAUUCAAAAAGUUCAACUGGCGCUACAUGGUGAUAGACGAGGCCCACAGGAUAAAGAAUGAGAAGUCCAAGCUGUCCGAGAUCCUAAGGGAGUUUAAGACCACCAAUCGGCUCCUCCUGACGGGCACGCCGCUUCAAAACAAUCUCCACGAGCUGUGGUCCUUGCUGAACUUCCUUCUACCAGAUGUAUUCAACAGCUCCGACGACUUUGACUCGUGGUUUAACACAAACAGCUUUUUAGGUGACAAUUCUUUAGUCGAGAGAUUACACGCCGUCCUGAGACCGUUCCUCCUGAGACGCUUGAAGUCCGAGGUGGAGAAGGGGCUCAAACCCAAAAAGGAGAUCAAGGUGUACAUUGGUUUGAGCAAGAUGCAGAGGGAAUGGUAUACCAAAGUGCUGAUGAAGGAUAUAGAUAUCGUGAAUGGCGCGGGGAAGAUUGAGAAGAUGAGGCUGCAGAACAUUUUGAUGCAGCUGCGUAAGUGCUGCAACCAUCCGUACUUGUUCGACGGCGCCGAACCCGGGCCGCCGUACACCACCGACGAGCAUCUCGUUUACAACUGUGGUAAAAUGGUGAUACUCGAUAAGCUGUUGCCAAAAUUGCAGCAGCAAGAGUCUCGAGUUUUGAUUUUCAGCCAAAUGACGAGAAUGCUGGAUAUUCUGGAGGACUACUGUCACUGGCGAUGCUUCCAGUACUGUCGACUGGACGGCAACACCGCUCAUGAGGACCGGCAACGGCAGAUAAACGAAUACAACGCGCCUGGUAGCGAAAAAUUCAUCUUUAUGCUGUCGACUCGUGCCGGCGGGCUGGGUAUCAAUCUGGCGACUGCCGACGUGGUGAUCAUCUAUGAUUCCGACUGGAAUCCGCAAAUGGAUCUGCAAGCGAUGGAUCGCGCGCAUCGUAUAGGCCAGCAGAAACAGGUGAGAGUGUUUAGGUUCAUCACGGAGAACACGGUGGAGGAAAAGAUCGUCGAGCGGGCCGAGGUCAAGCUGCGCCUGGACAAGCUCGUUAUCCAGCAGGGACGGCUGGUCGACGCCAAGCAGCAGGCGUUGAACAAGGACGAGAUGUUAAACAUGAUUAGGCACGGCGCGAACGAGGUGUUUGCGUCCAAGGACAGCGCUAUCACCGACGAGGAUAUCGACACGAUAUUGCAGAAAGGCGAGGCCAAAACGGAGGAGAUGAAGCAGAAGCUCGAGAGCCUCGGGGAGUCUUCGUUACGCAAUUUCACCGUCGACGCGCCGACGGAUUCCGUAUACCAGUUCGAGGGCGAGGAUUAUCGCGAGAAGCAGAAGAUCCUUGGAAUAGGCAACUGGAUCGAGCCGCCCAAACGCGAGCGUAAAGCCAAUUAUGCCGUCGACGCGUAUUUCAGAGAGGCUCUAAGAGUGUCGGAGCCGAAGGCGCCGAAAGCACCGAGGCCGCCGAAGCAACCCAUAGUGCAAGACUUCCAGUUCUUCCCGCCGCGACUUUUCGAGCUGCUGGAUCAAGAGAUUUAUUAUUUCAGACAAACAGUCGGCUACAAGGUCCCGAAGAAUCCUGAGCUCGGAUCGGACGCCGCCCGAAUCCAGAAGGAUGAGCAGCGCAAGAUCGACGACGCCCAGCCACUUACCGACGACGAGAUCGCCGAGAAGGAGAAGCUGCUGCUCCAGGGCUUCACCAACUGGACCAAGCGGGACUUCAAUCAGUUCAUCAAGGCGAACGAGAAGUACGGUCGCGACGACAUUGAGAACAUAGCGAAAGAAGUCGAAGGGAAAACACCGGAGGAAGUGAUGGAAUACUCGGCCGUUUUCUGGGAGCGUUGCCACGAGCUCCAGGACAUAGAUCGCGUGAUGGCGCAGAUCGAGCGCGGCGAGGCCAAGAUACAGAGACGUGCCGGCAUUAAGAAGGCCCUGGACGCGAAGAUGGCCAGAUACCGGGCGCCCUUCCACCAGCUCAGGAUAGCCUACGGAACGAACAAGGGCAAGAAUUACACCGAGGAGGAGGACAGGUUUCUCGUCUGCAUGUUGCACAAGCUCGGUUUCGACAAGGAGAACGUGUACGAGGAGCUGCGCGCCACGGUAAGGUCAGCGCCGCAGUUUCGCUUCGACUGGUUCGUCAAGUCCCGCACCGCGUUGGAGCUGCAACGUCGCUGCAACACCUUGAUAACUCUAAUUGAACGCGAGAAUCAGGAGCUCGAGGAGCGCGAAAGACAGGAGAGGAGAAAGAAGGGCAGUAAUCUAGGAACGAAACCUUCGUCGAAGCGAAAGGAAAAUCUGCAGCCGCCCCAGGACAAGCCACGGAAAAAAAAGAAGUAAAUGACCGAGUGCAUCGAGCGAAUCUGCCUCCCACCUCACUCCUUCCCCUCCUCCGAACUCUUUAGAACAUUUCUCACGAUUCUCGCGCAUUAAAUACGACUGAAAUACGGACCAUGGGUAUUCACGCAAGGCACUCUUUUCUACAUUACAAAUUAAACUUCAUCCUUACCGCGGACGUACUCCAUGUGUGUGACUCCAGACCUACCACUGCAUAUUCCAUAUACGAGAUACAUUCUUAGGUAAUGACUGCCAAGUUCAUCAGGCCUCAUCGUUUUGUAGCGACACAGACUUUAGAUCGUUUACCAUUAAUUGAUCUCGAAACAUGUAUUCGCGUAACCGCGAAACUAGGUUAAUUUUGUUGACGAUGCAGAAUCGUCAGAUACUUACGCCGCAAUACUUCCCGAUGGACUUGGGCAGAACUCAACGUUGCGAGUGUUUUUCACGUGCUCACGGAUGCCUGAUUAUGAAAUGCGAGAAAGAGAACGAAAGAGAAGCGUAAGAAAAAGUACACUAUUUAUUUCACUGGAUCUAUCAAACUGUAAGUUGUUAUUAAAAUUCUUUUCCCUUGUCGCUUUGACAGACUCAGAAAUCAACAUCGUCCUAAAUGUAAAUUGGUCAAAUUAAGAUGUUCAUAUCAUUUUUGUUAAUUUGAAUCGUGUACUAACUUAUAGCCUAUAUAUUAUGCAUUAUGUGUUGCAACAAAAUUUUUUUUUAUAAUCCUAAAAAAAAUAAAAAAAAACAAUUAAAAUUAGUUCAGGAUUCUCGAAAUUUAAAACAAUUAGUAAUUGGAAAUUAGGCUUAUGAGAGUCAGCUCGGGUAAAAGUGCGUAAUCGUAUUAAUAUUAUACAAAUUAUUUAUUCAUCUUUAAAUUACGUUUGUUCACUUGUAAUUUAAAGAUGAAUAAAUAAUUUGCAUAAUAUUAAUACGAUUGCGCACUUUUACCUGCGCGGAUUCUCAUUAGCGUAAUUUCCAAUUACUAAUUGUUUACAAAAAAAAUCUCAAAGUAUUAUUGCGAUAUGAUAUAUAAAUGGUAUAUGCUGAUCUAUUUUAUAGCCAAAAGUUACUCCGUAAUACGUAUUCGGAGCGGUAUUCUUCCACGUUAGUCUCGAGCGCUGUCACGGGCGUAGUUUCAAUGAGGAAAAUUGCUGCUCCAUUUGAAAAUUUGCAGCUUUUUUAUACGCGUUGAAUCCCGAAUAGCGUUUGUAACAGUAAUGUGUACACUUAGGUAAUUUUAUAUUUAAGUUUACAUACACAAAUCGUACAUCAGACAAGAAUUUGCAAGAAAAUUACAUUUAGAACAUUGAUAAUAAAUCUUACUAUUACGGA